GACCAGUGCAGCAUAGAGAAUUCAGUUAUGGUACCUUUAGGAAGUGAUUAUAAGUCGUAUGAAGAAGUUCAUCAGGGUUUUGUUUCUGGCUUUGAUAUCUCCUGGGAUACUAGUCGCUACAGUGGAGCUCCCCCUUCAGUAUAUAUGUGUGAACUUCACGGCUGGUUUGCAUUGGGGGAUGAUGAUGAUUCCUGCAGGAAAGUUGAUCAUAGAAACGUUGGAGGCAUAAUCAUCGAAAUAUGGAAGACUUUAAAGGGAUCAUAUUUGGAUAUAAUCUAUAUGAUUGGUCUCCUUCUAGCAACAAAGGCAGCAAUAGGUGCUCCAUUUAUGAUUGCGCUGCUGAUCUACA
This is a messenger RNA of Cuscuta epithymum, 349 nucleotides long. Lineage: Eukaryota; Viridiplantae; Streptophyta; Magnoliopsida; Solanales; Convolvulaceae. The record is from the annotation of a GenBank genome assembly.